This is a messenger RNA of Penicillium argentinense, 1296 nucleotides long. RefSeq lists its product as uncharacterized. Bases 1 to 1296 code for a protein of 431 amino acids. The transcript is spliced from 4 exons. The record is from RefSeq and is a predicted model, not a curated record. NCBI's taxonomy places the organism in Eukaryota, Fungi, Ascomycota, Eurotiomycetes, Eurotiales, Aspergillaceae.
AUGGUGAGAACAUCGCAGAUUGCACGGGAUUCACCCGAAGAACCGAUCCGAUGGAUCCAACGGGACUAUGUCGACCAUCAAGGCAACCCGGUCAUUCUAGGGAAGGUGGCUAGCUACACAAGGGAAUUUUAUCAGCCAGAGCAAGAUGAAAUCGAGGCGUACCGAAUCCAACCUCCCUUUCUGGAGAUCUACUCAUACAAGCCAUCGGAUGGUCUGGCCUGUGUAGAGCAUCAGCGUCGUGAAGUUGCUUAUCGUAAGCGUCUUCACCAGCAGGAAGGCAAAGAAGAUGAAAGUCUUCCCCCAUUGAUUCCCACAAUGCAAACCAGCUUCAAGGAUCAGUUCAUGUCUGGAUUCUGCUUCCUUCUUACGUCUAAGAGCUAUCUUAAAGGUGCAUUCCGUGACAAUAACCAUGGCACGGGUCCCUGGUGGAUUAGUUUCGAUCGGAGUCUUCCACCUGCAGAGUGGGGUAUUGCUGUCUAUCCCGAAAUUCGCGAUAUCACUGUGAAAAUCACGGUUGAUCAGUGUAUACUUGGUUUCGAUAUAAAGGAUUUGAUGACACAAUCCUAUUCAGUUUAUGUUUAUGGGCAGCAUGAUUAUGGGCUCCAUGAACCGCCCCCACCCACACCAUCUGAGGAGAAUCCAACCACCCAAGACAUUCAGCAGAUUUUGGAGCAGCAACAGCAAACAGCAGAUGUCCAAUCUAUUGACUCAAAUAUUCUUCGUCUGACCUGGAGAUCCGAGAACAAAUCGGUCACAGUUACAAACUCCGCGGACAAGGAAUCCGACAUCCAAUACGUGAUCUACGUGCCAUUCUUAGCAGACAUCAAUCAUGAUCAGACCGUUCUCCUAGAAACCACCGCACGUACAUUCACCACGGGCAUUAUUUCCCACCUCCCCUCCAAAACAAUUUACUUCGAGUUCCGGAUCCCAGGCUCUUCCUUAUCAUCCCUUAUAUCCGCGCCACCCAACGGACUUGAUAUCGGUGCCUCCCAUGAAUUCGGGGCGGGCUCAGGAACGUUCAUUCGGGUACUGCCUCAGAGUUUACGUGACUUUUCUUUCCGCCCAAUUUCCCAUCAUUAUUUUACAGUGGUUCUUGAUAAGCCCGCCUUCAUCCAAGAGCCCAAUAUCGUCAUUGAGACUCAUCGGAGUGUUGGUAUCCAGGAAGCUGCAAGAAAGCUUGGGAUGCUUUCGGUGGAAGAAAAUAUUCAGUAUAGUGCAAGGAAGCUCACCCCUGAAGAGCAUAGAGAAAUGCUGUCUUUGUCGCCGGAGGAGUAUGAGCAGAAGAUGAACUUCUAA